AUGCUCUUCAACAAACUCGCUUUCGUGUUCACGGCUCUGAUUGCUAUCCCGAUCGCUAUGGGACGAGUUUACAACAUGUCGGCUCCUACCACGCUUCAAGUAGGAAAGGAAUUUACGGCGGUACUGUAUACCGAAGGAUAUAUCACCAACUGGGAAGAAUUCGGCGUGGUCUGGGGUCUCAAGAAUAAAGCUUUCGACUGUACUAUGUGUGAAGGUAGUGUGAUCGGGUACGAUAGUCUAUAUAAAUCCACUCCUGGCAAUGACGGCAACGCUACCUAUUCCGUAACCGUCCCGAAUGAAUUCUCUGGAGAUUUCGAUCUAGUGGCCGGUAUCACUUAUCUCACCGGGGCUUCGGGAGAACUCAGUGUUGUAUUCUUCUCUCAGCCAGUGACAGUUGAAUGA
Tremella mesenterica DSM 1558 is the source of this 402-nucleotide messenger RNA. RefSeq lists its product as uncharacterized. NCBI's taxonomy places the organism in Eukaryota, Fungi, Basidiomycota, Tremellomycetes, Tremellales, Tremellaceae. The record is from RefSeq and is a predicted model, not a curated record. Bases 1 to 402 code for a protein of 133 amino acids. The transcript is spliced from 4 exons.